AUGUUGAACUUACUCUUCAUAAUCAGUACCUUGAUGGUGUGUGUUAGAUCCGAUGAUGCCUCUAUCGAGUGGGCCUGCAAAGAGACCCGUGCAAUUGGCAACUGCAGUACCAUGCCAAAGAUUACAGACUGGCUCCAAACGCUUUCCGAUAACAUUGAUAAUGAGGAAUAUACGGACUUACUCUAUUGCCCAUUCGAUAUCGUGGAAAAGCACGCCCAGUGUAUGGUGUUGUACUUGAGGAGUUGUAGUCAGCAAUUAAUGAUGGAGCCAACACGACAAAUCGCCUUCUCGUAUUUGCCACAAACCGAGAGAGCAGAGACUCACUGCAACAGACGCCGGUCAUACAAGAAGGAAUUUAGAGGACACUCGAAUUGCACGAAAGUAAUGUAUAACAACGAACCCCAGGAAUGGGAGGUUCAUAUGGUAAAUCAAGAGAUAGAGUUUGGACUGCUGUCAAAGAGAAUGGAGUUCAGCAAGAAAUGCGACGUUUAUCACAAAUAUUGGGAGAUGCAGAGCUCGUGGAUUCUCAAGGAAUGCGGAGCGAGUACAGAAAAGUUUUCCCGCCAAGUGCUCAGCAAUAUGUAUCCUAUAAUGGGAUUGUUGAACAUGUGCGGCGAACGGCUGACUCCUUAUGGAUAUUUCGAAACAUGA
Molecule: messenger RNA, 651 nt
Organism: Macrosiphum euphorbiae (potato aphid)
Lineage: Eukaryota; Metazoa; Arthropoda; Insecta; Hemiptera; Aphididae
Source: the annotation of a GenBank genome assembly